GCCCGCGCGGGGCGAGGCCGAGGGCGUUGCUGCUGUCCCGUCGCUGUGGUAACCGCUGGGAAGCCCUCGCGCCGUAAAAGAGUAGGGCGCAGGCGCGAGGCCGGGUGCAGGCGCGCUGACGGUUAGAUGGCGCAUUACAAGGCCGCGGACUCCAAGCGGGAGCAGUUCCGCCGGUACCUGGAGAAGUCGGGGGUGCUGGACACGCUCACCAAGGUGUUGGUAGCCUUAUAUGAAGAGCCAGAGAAACCAAAUAGUGCACUGGACUUUCUGAAGCAUCAUCUGGGAGCAUCAGCUCCUGAGAAUCCAGAAAUAGAGGCACUUCGCUUGGAAGUGGCAGAGAUGAAAGAAAAAUACGAAGCUGUGUUGGAAGAAAAUAAAAAACUGAAAACCAAGCUGGCUCAGUAUGAACCACCUCAAGACGAGAAGCAUGGUGAAUAACAGUAGUUUCUCCUUUAAUGCCUUGACUUAAUAAAGGGCUUCCUGAGA
Molecule: messenger RNA, 486 nt
Organism: Harpia harpyja (harpy eagle)
Lineage: Eukaryota; Metazoa; Chordata; Aves; Accipitriformes; Accipitridae
Gene: MYCBP
Product: MYC binding protein
Exons: 5
Coding region: 127-438 (103 amino acids)
Biological process (GO): regulation of DNA-templated transcription
Cellular component (GO): nucleus
Molecular function (GO): transcription coactivator activity
Source: RefSeq, a predicted model, not a curated record